GCUGCCAUAAGAGCACUAGAAACAUGUACAAACAAUCAUCUGCCUCUUGAAAUAAAAACCGAUAGUCAGUACUUGAUCAAAGCAUACCAAAGUUGGAUAAAAAAAUGGGAAUCAAACGACUGGAAAACUACCUCAAAAAAGAAAGAGGUUGAAAAUAAAGAAUUGUUUCAACGGUUGUUAAUGUUAAUUAGGAGUCGGGAGGGAAAAACAUAUGUGCCAGGACAUGCAGGAAUAGAAGGAAACGAAGCAGCCGAUCGAUUAGCGAAUGCUGGAGCAGUACUUGAUGUCAAUACCAGUGAUGAUAAUGACAUUAUUAAUAAUAUUAUUUCAAAAGAAAGCAAUAAUGAAGAAGAUGAGGAAAUUGCUCGUACCGAAGAACAGUUUAACCGAUCUCUUGAUUCAUCCAUUGCAUCGAUUCCUUCGCCUCCCGGCAUCACUGCUUCCGAUCAGUUCCAAACUGACGAUAUUUAUCCACAGCAAAAAAUUUCAGAAGAAUAUAUAAAUUUGUUGAUGGAAAAUAACUUGUUGUCUAAAGAACAACUCGAGAUAUUAAGGAAUAGUAACAAUCAAUGA
This is a messenger RNA of Ambispora leptoticha, 573 nucleotides long. Lineage: Eukaryota; Fungi; Glomeromycota; Glomeromycetes; Archaeosporales; Ambisporaceae. The record is from the annotation of a GenBank genome assembly.